Helobdella robusta is the source of this 285-nucleotide messenger RNA. RefSeq lists its product as hypothetical. The record is from RefSeq and is a predicted model, not a curated record. The transcript has a single exon. Lineage: Eukaryota; Metazoa; Annelida; Clitellata; Rhynchobdellida; Glossiphoniidae. The annotation marks the transcript as partial.
CAACAGUGUCGAGAACCCUUAACAGAAGGCCAACUGUCAAUCAAAGCCGAGAGGGCGGGGCCUAAUAAAAUAUGGCACGCCCACUGCUUUGUGUGCGGCGUCUGUCGCGAACUCCUCAUUGACUGGAACUACUUUUUCCAGGAUGGCGUCAUCUACUGCGGACGACACCACGCCGAGCUGCUGAAGCCGAGAUGCGCUGGUUGUGAUGAGGUCGGCAGGAAUAUUAUUAUAAUAAUUACAAUUAGGAGGAAUAUUAUUAUAAUAAUUACAAUUAGUCAUAAUUAA